GGGCGGGUCACGUGGGGGCGGCGGGGGCGGCGGGAGCGGCGGAGCGGAGCGGCCAUGAAGCACUACGAGGUGGAGAUCCUGGACGCCAGGACCAGGGACAAGCUGUGCUUCCUGGACAAGGUGGAGCCUCAGGCCACGGUGGCCGACAUCAAAAACCUGUUCAGCAAGAGCCAUCCCCAGUGGUACCCAGCGAGGCAGUCCCUGCGCCUGGACCCCAAGGGGCGCUCUCUCAAGGACGAGGAUGUGCUGCAGUCGCUGCCCGUGGGCACCACGGCCACGCUCUACUUCCGGGACCUGGGGGCGCAGAUCAGCUGGGUCACGGUGUUCCUGACGGAGUACGCCGGCCCCCUGCUCAUUUACCUGCUCUUCUAUUUCCGGGUGCCCUUCCUGUACGGGCCCCGCUACGACUUCACGGCCAGCCGGCACCGCGUGGUGCACCUGGCGUGCUGCUGUCACUCGUUCCACUACGUCAAGCGGCUGCUGGAGACGCUGUUCGUGCACCGCUUCUCGCACGGCACCAUGCCCCUGCGCAACAUCUUCAAGAACUGCACCUACUACUGGGGCUUCGCUGCCUGGAUGGCGUACUACAUCAACCACCCGCUGUACACCCCGCCAGCGUACGGUGACGAUCAGGUGAAGCUGGCGCUGGCCGUGUUCCUGUUCUGCCAGCUCGGGAACUUCUCCAUCCACGUGGCCCUGAGGAACCUGCGGCCGGCGGGCUCCAAGACGCGCAAGAUCCCGUACCCGACGCGGAACCCGUUCACGUGGCUGUUCCUGCUCGUGUCCUGCCCCAACUACACCUACGAGGUCGGUUCCUGGAUCGGUUUCACCAUCAUGACCCAGUGCCUGCCCGUGGCGCUCUUCUCGCUGGUGGGGUUCGUGCAGAUGGCGAUCUGGGCUCAGGGCAAGCACCGCAGUUACCUGCGCGAGUUCCGCGAUUACCCGCCCCUGCGCUCGCCCAUCGUCCCCUUCCUGCUGUGACACCCAGGGGACAGCCCCCAGUGUCCCCUUCCUGCUGUGACACCGUGAGGAUUUCCCUCAGUGUCCCCUUCCUUCUGGGACAUCGAGGGGACAGCCCCCAGUGUCCCCUUCCUGCUGUGACACCGCC
This is a messenger RNA of Melospiza georgiana, 1108 nucleotides long. RefSeq names its product trans-2,3-enoyl-CoA reductase (gene TECR). The transcript is spliced from 14 exons. Gene Ontology annotation, biological process: very long-chain fatty acid biosynthetic process. Bases 55 to 981 code for a protein of 308 amino acids. NCBI's taxonomy places the organism in Eukaryota, Metazoa, Chordata, Aves, Passeriformes, Passerellidae. Gene Ontology annotation, molecular function: oxidoreductase activity, acting on the CH-CH group of donors. The record is from RefSeq and is a predicted model, not a curated record.